AUGGCUGUACUGAGGCUCGUGACACCUGUGGCGCUCCUUGCAGCCCUCGUUCGAGGAUAUGCCAACCCUGGUAGUUGCUCAGGCGCUUGCAAUGUCCACGACCCAUCAUUGAUUCAGAGAACAUCUGAUAGUCUCUACUUCCGAUUUUCCACCGGCAAUGAAAUCUCUUAUGCCAGUGCGUCAUCCAUCAAGGGCCCAUGGACUACGAUCGGAUCGAUGUUGCCCUCUGGCUCCUCCAUCGAUCUUGAUGGCAAUGAUGACCUUUGGGCCCCUGACGCGCAUAUUGUCGAUGAUCUCUACUACGUCUACUAUUCCGUGUCAACAUUUGGAUCGCAGUCUUCUGCCAUUGGCCUGGCAACCUCAGCAACCAUGGAAUAUGGUUCUUGGACCGACCAUGGGAGUACUGGAAUCGCUUCUUCCUCGUCCAAGGCAUACAAUGCCAUUGAUGGAAACCUCAUCGAGGUUGACGGUAUAUACUACAUGAAUUUUGGUUCUUUCUGGCACGACAUCUACCAAGUGCCGAUGAAUUCUGCUGCAACCAAGGCCACAUCCUCCUCAUACAACAUUGCAUACAACGCGACUGGAACUCACGCAGAAGAAGGUGCCUAUAUGUACAAGUAUGGCAGUUACUACUAUCUUUUUUUCUCGUCAGGCAUCUGCUGCGGCUAUGACAGUUCCAAGCCUGCGGCUGGAGAGGAAUACAAGAUCAUGGUUUGUCGGUCGACCUCGCCGACAAGUGGCUUUGUCGACGCCGCUGGUACCGCUUGCACGAGUAGUGGUGGCACAGUCGUCCUGAAGAGUCACGGGACUGUAUACGGUCCCGGUGGACAGGGAGUUUUCACUGACCCUAGUCUUGGCCCCGUUCUCUACUAUCACUACGUUGAUACUACGGUCGGAUAUGCAGACAGUCAGAAGCUGUUUGGAUGGAAUCAAAUCGAUUUCUCCUCGGGUUGGCCGGUGGUCUAA
Penicillium brasilianum is the source of this 966-nucleotide messenger RNA. The record is from the annotation of a GenBank genome assembly. Lineage: Eukaryota; Fungi; Ascomycota; Eurotiomycetes; Eurotiales; Aspergillaceae.